GCAGACUAUAUCACAAAUAAUCUUAUCUAAACGAACCUUGCUCCUACAGCUCUCAGAAGAACUCACAUAAAUGCCAUGAAGGAGCCUAGAACAGCACUAUGGGCCCUACGCAUUAGCAACGCUGACCUCACCAAGCUCAAAGCCGGCGUUGAGCCUCGAAAUCAAGAUAACAAAUGGCGCAUCUGGGUCUCGGAUCAGAGUGGGAGCGGCAACAUGUCUAUUACAGUCACUCGAGUCAUGUUUAGCAGGGACAUCUACAUACUUCAUGUGAAGCCGGGUGACAGUAGUGAUGGCGGCCAUAGCAUUGAAGCGUUGACUUGGGAACAGAACAACAGUGGGGUUCGCGUUUCGGAGGAGGAGGCUAAAAAGAAAGUAGUUGUCUUAAGCAGAAAUCUUCUAGGGUGUGAUAUUGAGGCGUUGCCAGAGUAUGAUAAGUCAGUUAUGUGGAAUUAUUCUGCUGUUAAGAAAGAGGCAAACUAAUUAGAUACUCUCGGGACAUACUCAUGUUGGCAAAACUAGUAUAGGCAACCUUGCUACUUUGCCACUUCGCCACUUAUGUGGUCCGAGCUUGACUUCAAGCCCACGGUCACGUGGGUGGAACAAGAAAAUCUCAGGAGGCGGGUCGUGUUAUUACUAGACUGCCUCAUCCUAGCUAUCAGGCGUC
Messenger RNA from Lindgomyces ingoldianus, 664 nucleotides. RefSeq lists its product as uncharacterized. The record is from RefSeq and is a predicted model, not a curated record. The transcript is spliced from 2 exons. Bases 76 to 480 code for a protein of 134 amino acids. Lineage: Eukaryota; Fungi; Ascomycota; Dothideomycetes; Pleosporales; Lindgomycetaceae.